AUGGACGAUGUACGAAUGCGUAUGGAGGUUGCCAGUGAUGAACGCAGACCAUUCGCUGAUAUUGCGACUCUAGAUAACAUUGGGGAUAUCCAACGACAGGGGGAUGAUGCUUUACUUUAUGUCUCAAAAAACAAUCCCCAGAGUUUGUUAAACAUCGUUGAAAGCAUUAAAGAUGAGUCCUUCAAAGUGGAGGCGUAUGAUUAUAUUGAUUCCCUUGAAAAUAGCGCACCCGCCUUGCCGUGUGAACAACUCCAGUCGUUACCCAAAAAAUUAGAUGAGGCGACAUGUAUGGAAAAUCGACAUGGAACUACGCGAGCGAUAGCCAACUCAUCGAAUGGAGUCAGCACCCCGGCACAAAUUACUGACCGGAGCAUAGCGCUUGAUGGAAAUACGGAAUUACUCUCUUUGGAUGCAACGCGCAAGACCCACCGCGUGAUACCCACACCGCAUCAAAGCUAUAUGGAGGCAAAUGAACAUGAAGCGAUGGAUAUUUAUAAGUCCAGCUUAGCAAUACCAAAAGUUGCACCUACACCGCCUUGUAGCAUAGCAUCUAAUGGGAAUGCGUCGUCUUCCGUCGGAAACCGGAGUGCAAUGGGAGAAAGUAUCGAUGCGUGUGGCAGAUUGCCGCAACAUUCAAGCCGGAACCAGAGCAUUGAUCCACCAUGGUCUGAGCCCUUUUUUAUAGCACAGCCAUUUGGUACCGACGCUGGACUUGCCGAGAGCUCGAAUUGCGAAGCCACAAUAUUGAAGCAAAUGUUAGAUGGCGUUGUGGAAGAGUUUGACAUAUCUGCGCAAUUUGAAGGAUUUGAGGACGCUGAGAUUUUGGUAGACUGUGAAAAUACUCCCCAGCAAUGUCAAAUCAGAAUGACAUGCAUUUGCAGUUCCUCUGAAUCUUAUGACGAUGAUGAGUCUCCCCACGACCGUACGACAGUUAAAAAGAAAAAUCCGACAAAGGACGGCUGCAAACACGUGCCUGAGGCUACCGAAUACGAUGCAGAAAAAAACAGAUCAAAGGAGAGAUGUACUGGCACUGGCGCCACUAAGGUCUGCAAGCAGUGCAGUGGUUUUGACGAGGCGCCAGACUGUGAAAGUCUCACAAAUAAGAAACAGAAUAACCACUACGCGGGUGCUGAAAUGAUGUAUGAGGGAGAGGCUAAUGAGAAUGCUGACGAUCAUCGGGAACCUACGCCACGUGGUGGUGAUCACAAUAAAUGUAUGGAACGGGCCCAUGAACCCCGUAGAGCUGUACAUCCGCAUUGUCACCAUUCGUCAAUACCAGAUAGCGUGGAACAAUGCAACUGCUUAGGGUAUAUGUCGUUUGGUUCACGGGAGUGCGAAAAGCCCAAUAGUGCGGAUUGUAUCUUGGAAGCAAAUGUUACGGGUGAUGGUGCACGAAUUGUGGCAACCGAUCCUAAAAAAAAUAGGUCACCGGAUUUAGUCAUAAGAAGGCUCAAAUCCGAUUGCCAUGAAUGCAGACCAAGAACAUCGAAAGGAUACUGUAACAGAUGCUGUAGCCUACAGGUCACAGCCGAAGACAGAUUGGGGAGUUUCAACGAAGUGUACCCCGAUUCCACACUCGUUGAUAAUGGAUUUUGGGGACUUUCAGGAAACCAAGAGCCAGGUGGAAGCAAUGCUGAGUUCUCGGUUCCAGAUCUACCCAUGUUCAAUUUGUUUGCAACUAGCGUAAGGCAGCCGUGCGAAAAUUUGGAGGCGGACACUUCAUAUGGCCGGAAAAACUCUAAUGUCUCACCGCAUAUAUACGGAGAGCUACCAAGGGAACGCGUGUUAUUUUACGGAUACCACGGCCCCAACUGCCAGUACGUGCGCACGACGCAACAUCCAAACUUCCGACAUACUCAGGCCUGCACCGUGAACCCGCGGGAAUUGGGGUUUGACUCUAGUGAGUCGCUAAACGCCUCCCUCAACGCGAAAUGUGAGAUCAUUGUGCGCCCUCCCCAAUGCCUGGGAGGCCCCGUCUUCUUCCGCGAGAAUGUUGCUAAAUCCUUUCUCUGCCAGCAGGACUACAUAGCCAAUACCGUUUUCCAAAUUGACUGGCAGAACAAUAUCCACAGGAAAAAACGCAGUGCCAGCUGUUGGCAGUGUUAA
Messenger RNA from Babesia bigemina, 2106 nucleotides. RefSeq lists its product as hypothetical. The transcript has a single exon. The record is from RefSeq and is a predicted model, not a curated record. NCBI's taxonomy places the organism in Eukaryota, Apicomplexa, Aconoidasida, Piroplasmida, Babesiidae. Bases 1 to 2106 code for a protein of 701 amino acids.